Messenger RNA from Boleophthalmus pectinirostris (great blue-spotted mudskipper), 2377 nucleotides. RefSeq names its product Janus kinase and microtubule interacting protein 3 (gene jakmip3). The transcript has 22 exons. Lineage: Eukaryota; Metazoa; Chordata; Actinopteri; Gobiiformes; Gobiidae. Gene Ontology annotation, molecular function: microtubule binding; kinase binding. Bases 1 to 2322 code for a protein of 773 amino acids. The record is from RefSeq and is a predicted model, not a curated record.
AUGGCCAAAAAAGGCAAUGGGGGGCGGGGCAAAGCCGACUCCAUGGCGACGCUGCAGGCGGCCAAUGAGGAGCUCCGAUCUAAGCUGACGGAGAUUCAGAUCGAACUGCAGCAGGAGAAGACCAAGGUGAGUCGUCUGGAGCGGGAGAAGGCUCAGGAGGUGAAGGCGGAGCAUCAUCGUUCGGCGGCCGCGCUCACGUCGCUCAGGUCCAAACUCCACGAGGAGAAACUCAGAGAAGUGGGCGGAGUCAGGGAGCAGUUACUACGGCAACACGAGAUGGAGCUGAUGAGAGUCAUCAAAAUAAAAGACCAAGAAAUCCACCGACUCAACGCGCUCGUUUCCAGCCUCCAGCAGGGCUCCACCGACAAGGUGCGCUCGUCUCUCCUGUCGGACCUGGAGGAGGGCAGGAGGUCCUGGGAGGUGGAGCGGUCCCGUCUGCAGCAGGAGGUUCUGGAGCUGCGCGGGUCCAAGAGGAGCUCGGAGGAAGCGCUGAGCUCGGCCCAACAGGAAGUCCAGGCCCGGUCCACAGAACUCCGCAACGCCCACUACAGGCACCAGGAGGAACUGCAACGCAGCAGGAGGGAGAGCGAGAGGGAAAUACGACGACUGGUUCCAGACGACAGAGACCUGCGUCGAUUUCAGCUGAAAAUCGCUGAGCUCAGUUCAGUCGUCAGAAAACUGGAGGAUCGGAACUCACUGCUGUCGGAAGAACGAAACGAACUGUUAAAGCGUCUCAGAGACACAGAGUCUCAGUUUCUUCCGGUUUUGGACAAAAACAAACGUCUGAGUAAAAAGAACGAGGAGUUGGCUCUGAGCGUCCGACGCCUCGGAAACAAACUGCGCUUCGUCACACAAGAAAACAUGGAGAUACAGGCCAUGGUGAGAAUACUAAGGAGACCGUCGUCUCUGAACGACCUGGACCGAUCCCACUGCUCCGGUUUCCACGGUUACGGCGUAGACGAGAGAGAAAUGGAGUUUCUACGGUUACAGGUGAUGGAGCAACAGAACAUCAUCGACGACCUGAGCAAGGCCCUGGAAACAGCCGGCUACGUCAAGAAUGUGAUCGAACGAGACCUGCUCCUGAGACACAGACGCCAAGACUCACUGAAGAGAAGAAGAACCUUCAGAGCCUGUAGAGUGAUAGAAACGUUUUUCGGUUAUGAUGAAGAGGCUUCGUUCGACUCAGAUGGAUCCACUCCCUCGAUCCACACAGACCGGACCCCAGACCAGGACCCAGAUUCAGAGGUGCGUGAGGAGGCGGAGCUCAGGUAUCGUCAGUUGAAUCAGGAGUACCAGGCUCUGCAGCGAGCGUACGCCCUCCUGUCUCAGACCUGCGGGGGGCGCUACGACCCCGAGACCGAGAUCAAGAGUCGGGAGCAGCUCCUGGUGGAACUCAGUUUGUACCAAACCAAAGUCGCAGACCUGGAGUCAGCGCUCAGACAACAGGGACAGGACUUGAAGUGGGUGGAGGAGAAGCAGGCUCUGUUCCAGAGGAACCAGGAGCUCCUGGAGAAGUUGGGCGAGUGCGAGUGUGAGGAGCUGCGUCUGAGGAGCGAGAUCCAGGACGUGAGGGACCAGAACGAGCUGCUGGAGUUUAGGAUCCUGGAGCUGGAGGAGCGAGAGCGCCGGUCUCCAGCUCUCACCUUCCAACAACUCCAUUUCCCAGAAGGCCUCAGUGCUCUGCAGAUCUACUGCCAGGCCGAGGGCAUCACGGACAUCGUGAUGACGGAGCUGAUGAAGAAGUUGGACAUUUUGGGCGAUAACGCCGUAAGUAAUCUGUCGAACGAGGAGCAGGUUGUGGUGAUCCAGGCCCGGACGGUGCUCACUCUGGCCGAGAAGUGGUUGGAGUCGAUUGAAGUGACUCGUUCUGCUCUGAACCAAACCAGACUCGACAUCCAGAACGAGAAGGAGCAGUUUUCUAAACUGAAGGGAUAUUUGGACGAAGAACUCGACUUCAGGAAACAGUCGAUGGACGAGGCUCAUAAGCGUAUCCUGGAGCUGGAGGCCAUGUUGUACGAGGCCUUACGUCUGGAGGAGCAGACGUCACUCAAACAGGAGCUGCGAGCUGAUAGGCUGACGGAGGAGCAGAGGGCGGAGCUAAGCCGAGCCGUGGACCAAUGGAAACGCAGCGUGAUGUGUGAGCUCCGAGAACGCGACGCACAAAUCCUGAGAGAGCGGAUGGAGCUACUGCACCUGGCACAACAGAGGAACAAAGACCUGGAGGAGGUGAUCGAAGCACAGAAACGACAGAUCAAAGAACUCGAGGAGAAGUUCCUCUUCCUGUUCCUCUUCUUCUCUUUGGCCUUCAUCCUCUGGUCCUAACCCCGGAUCAUAACCGGAUCACAACCGGACUAAAGAUGGUCUCAACCCUGGAGCU